UAUAUAUUCUAUGAAGUAUUAUUAUAGUAUUAGUAGUAGUAUAGUAUUAUUCCCAGAGACAGGGUGCGCAAGGAGUAGUGUUUGCUGCUGACUAGUGUCGCCGUACUACAACUAAAAAACACAAAGUCUUUAUUUAGUAAACAUAGCAAUACCGUGUUGUGCCAUUGAAUAUCAAUAAUUUGUGAGCAUCAAUAUUUACACCCAAUGUAAGUGUCUCACCACCGGGUGUGUAGCGUGGUGUUGCUUAACUUGACUAGAUAAUCAUGUUACUAGCAACUGGAUGAGCGCAUAACAACCGCACCAACCGCGCGCUUGAAAAUGCGACAAAACUUGUGGACGAGUGGCCUCAUUUGUGUUAUCACCGGACAUGAAAAGGAAGGGCAACCGAGGGAGUCGGACGUCUCUGCAGGAAGAUCCAAUCUGUGAGCAAAAUGACCACAUUAUGGUCGGAGCCUCCGAUGUGUAAUGUGUAAUAUAUGACAGGCCAAGACUCAGGGCCGUGUGGUAUUGUGUUCUUUGGAGAGCAUGAUGGCUGAUGGAGGAUUGAAUAGUGAUGAAUGCUAGUCGGGUGAUGGAGCGGGAUUUUCAUAAAGGACUAGCAAGCGAAAGUAUUUCUCUAAUUCAAGCGAGGUCCGGAUGGACGUGGAUUCUUCCAGACAGCUGUCUCUUCUGAUUCCACCGCCGUUUUGGGGCGUUUUUGAAGAACCCUGUUUAGGCUCAUUAUGGAUGAAAGCCGAAGCCUCACGUCUAUUUUCUCCGUGUUGAAUGUGAGACCAACACUAUUGAUAAUCGGAAGAAGAGAAUCGCAGCUGGCAGUCGAUGCCCAAAUUUAUUAAAUGUUCUAUGAAGCUAUUUGAGGAUGCGGGCGGGAAAAACAACACUCGUACACAUCAUUUGAAGCUUGAGACGCUUUGAUAGGAUACAGGCUUCAUCAACACAUUGAUGCUCACUCUCCGCUCUUUAUUUAUGCUUUAAUUGAUGCAGCUUUGGUUACACUUGCAUAAAUGGAAUUUAUGAAAGUAAUUACAAGCAUUUUUACACCCUUGAUAAACAAUUACGUCAUGUUGCUUUCUUUCCAACAAGUCAGAUGGACUGGCAAGCUGUACUGGGGCUACAUGAUCCCUGCGGUACGCUGAGAAAAAAGUGUAAUGAUAUGUCCAAGGCUCUUCGAAGGACACGUGUCAAACUCAAGGCCUGGGGGCCAGGUUUGUACCGCCAAGUUUUUUAAGAGGCCUUCAACAGCUGUCAAACAUAGCAUUGGCUGAAAACUAACCUGAGCCCCACAAAUGCCAACACAGUGAUCAAUGAAGAUCAUUGUUCUCCUCGGGUUCAUGACUAGAUGGGGUUGGAGCAUGCAUUUAUUCCAGUGGACGCCGAUGUCUCUCCUUCCACAGCUGUAUGUGAAGUUGGUGGUUAGGGUGGUUAGGAGGUGAUUCCAUUCACCUGUAACCACAUUUGUCUGCAGCUCCAGCUCCUCUUUAAUGUAGGUUGUGGUUGCCAGAGGGGAUUGUUUUGAGCAGGGUUUGCCCAGCUUUCAUAAUGCCCUUACAAAAAUCCACCUUUGGCAUCUCAAAGAUCAGACGACACAUGUGGGUUUAAUCCAGUCGCACAUCCUGUGUACAAUAAAAGCCACUGGAGGCGGUGUAGCGGAAGAAGCGUUAAAACACUAGGCAUAGUGGUGUGAUCAUAAACAUGUCAGUGGAGUUAGGGAAGUCUUGGGAAUCCAUGAAAGAGUCGCUGGAUUUUGCCACUAAAUGGAGCCGCAACCAAUAAGCAUUAGAAUUAUAAGAACGUGUUUGUAACGUGUUAUAAAACACUGAAUAAAACAUAACUCACACAUCGCACCAUUUUUGCCACAAUAUUAACACGUUUGUAGACGCGUCUGCCCACGGGGAAUCUAACCCCCCUGAUCCUCAUUUCAGGCUUGCUCCUCCUCUAUUGUAUUUUCUCUUACAUCUCUGCAGAGGAGAGUUUCUGUGACAUCACCAGAGACAGACAACAAAGGAAGCCAAAGUAACACAAAUAUCUUUCAGACUGACAGCAAAACAGCCUUUCAUGUUACAACUAGCUCUGCGUGUGACAGGACUUGUGUUUCAGGGCUUCGCGAUUUCAUCAUCAUUUCUCUUCCUGGGCCUCUCCCGGUGUGCGGUGGGUAUUCAGACAAGUUUCCAGGUACUAAAUGCUCUGUAAACAGCUGCCAAGAGAGUUGCUAUAGUCUCAUUGCGUAACUACCUUCAGUAAUUUGCAAUAAACAGGUUGAAAGAGUCGCACAAUUUAGUCGUUUCUCUGUGCUGUUGUGGCAUUUGUGUUGCCAAAAUGAGGACUCUGAUGUUCAUAAAAGCAUAGGUUCUUUUUUUAUAGUCUGGACACACUUGAAUCCGUAUUUGCUUCCUGAAAUACACAAUGGCUAAAAGUAGCCAAAAUAGCCAAAAGUUUGCCAGAUUGUCAAGUGACUCAUCAUCAUCACGAAUCCUCAACCGUCUUCCAAAUACAAUCAUUUCACCCCAAACUGGCUGACUUUGUUGCCAGAUUCAUGCUACGAUUCGGGUCAUUUAGAAGACCCAUUUGUGCCCGAGAUUCACCUCUGUCUUUCGUAUUUCCACUUAACACUCUCUCCUCAUGAAACAUCCCCAUAACAUGAUGCAACCACCACUGCACUUCACAGUUGGGACACUGUUCAAACAUCCUCCAAACUGGGAGGGACCUGAUAACUUGCUUGACUUAGUUUCCAAUGACGUCUCUCAAAUGUUGUCGCUAUAUCUGUCGCUUCCAAUGCAUCAACAUCAUCUGGACCUUGAAACAGUCAUCUUAUUCAAUGUAAACAUUUUUUUUCUCUGCAAAAUACUGUAGCAGGAAAAUGGAUUUACUGUCAGACUGCGAGGAAUGUCUUUUUAAACAUUGUGUCUGGUUUCAACUGAGUCCCAAGGGUGAGUCCUACAGGCCCGUAUCGGUCAACAGCACAAAUCCUUGAUAGCGGAUAGCAAGUCAAAACAAUGGCAGAAAUCAGAAUCAAACAUGGUGCGGCAGUUGUUAAGCAUCUCAGUGUAUUCCUGAACGUAUUAGAUUUUUAAUGUUUUGGACUUAUUCGGUGACUCUUUAUAGAUUUGCUUUGCCUCUACUUUGACUUGUGAAUGGUCAACAAGGACAGCUGUGGGCGAGGAGGGUGACAUAAAAAAAAAAAAAAGUAUUUUUACUUAUUAAUAUAUUUUACAAAUUUUUCACACAAAAUUUUAUUUAUAGUCAAAAGUAUUUUUGUCUUAAUAAAAAAUUUAUUUCAUUAUAAAAAAAUCUAACAAUAUAUUAAAAACAAUAUACAUUUAAAACAUAAAAAAUCCUCUGUGCUUCCACUUUCUCUUUUCGAUCGUGGGUAACAAUACUCCUCUCUGUCGCCCACCUUGCUCUGAUGUAAAUAUUUGUCUAAAUAAUUGAAGGCUUUAAAGUUGACAUUUCCUCUGUUCUUGCACUUUACCCUUCUAAGAGUGGAACGUCCGAGUGCUGACUGUGUCACUCCUGUGCGUGUUGACACUCCCUGAACUCUUUGCUGUACCUGUGUGGAGAGUUGCCCUACACCCACCUCUCUCUCCCCCCACACACGUGCCCCCGUCACUCACCUUUCAAUGUUAACAGAUAUGGAUGGAAAUACAGACGACCCCUGAUGAACCCAGAUAUUGAGCCGCUUUAGAGCUGCGGGCUUUAGACAAUAUCCCUCCUUCACCAGACAAGCUGAGGCGGAGGGGCCUGGCUUUCUUGCUACAUCCGAGUUUUAUGGGAUUUGAGGCCCCUGGCGGGGCGACGGUUGCUCCCUUUUACUGCCUGCUAUAAUUAUCAGGUGAGGAAAACAAACAAAUCAGAGAAAGAAGAGUGUGUGUGGUGAAAAGAGAAGUGGGGACUGGUGAGAUCAGAGAGGAGUGAGGGGUCUAAUCUUCCUCCCCUGCGUCUUCAGCUUCUUCAUUUAAUUUCUCCCUGCCCUGCUGUCCCCUCCACCUUCUGCGACUCGCCCAUGGGCAGUGCGAGACAGAUGGGUGGAUGAUGGAUCUGACGUGAUAGACAGCAGGGUGAUGGAUGGACGGGCGGCUGAUAGGGGAUUAAUGUGGUGCCGGGGCCGCUGCAGCACAGCGGUAAGCUUAGUGAUAGAUAGAUAAAACUGACGAGGAGAUAAACAAGAGAGCGCUAAUCCACGCCCCCUUGAUGGACAGAAAAUCAAAGAUAGGGGGAAGAACCACAAAGCAAGAGGUGGAUCUAUAGACUGCCAUUGCGGGGUAGAGAUUUAAUAGGAGGGACUGUAAGUGGAUGCAGGAUAAGAUGAGCUGGGGGCUUCGGAGGGUCGGUGUUAAAGCAGUGGGUCAGUGAUAGCGCUUCUGCCUCAAGCUAAGACUUUCCAAAGCUGCCUUCUCUCCAGUUGCGUGGCCUUUUGCCCACGUGUGUCACUUAAAUCACUACAAACAGAAAAGACAGCUGACAUGCAUUACGAUUUUACACACACACACAGCUAUAUUAAAUGAAAUAGAGCUUAAAAUUCUCCGAUAUAUUACACCAAAUAGAACUAUAUUUUAGUGGCUUAUCUUUGGUUGGGUCGAAGAGGAGUCGCCACAUUCUACCUAACCAUCGCGACGGUGCUCACUGCACCUUUUAUUGGAGCAAAACUGAACUUUGCGGAACAGGAAUUAUGCAAAAGAAAUUGCCACUUUUUGCUUUAAAUUUUGCAUUCGUCAUGUUGAAGAUCUCACCACAUCAACGUCUACUCUUUUCUUUGUUGUCGCUUUUGUCCAGAAAAAUAAAUCAAUAUUCUGAUGUAGCGUUAGCAUUUCUAACUCAUAUUUAACCAUAUAUUUCGAUGCCACGAUAGAUUUUUCCUUUUAAUAUUUAACCUAAUGUCUCUUCAAUUGUUCACCUUGUUGGAUGUUGGAUUUGACUGAACACUUUCAAAUGCUUUGUAUUGGCAUUUUUUGGAAGGGGAGCGUCUAAUGACUUGAAUCUAAUUCCACACAAAGACUAAAAAUAAAUCAAAGUCAGUGUUUUGACGGAUUAUUAAAUAGAGUGAGGCAGAUUUCACAAUAAUCCCUUAAAGAUUUACGGUUUGGUGUUGUUUUUCUGAGAUCAAAAUGUUUUAAUUAAGGAGCUCAUCUUGUAAGAAAAAGCAUUGCAAGAUUCAGAAAUUAAUGCUAAAACAUUGACCAAGAAAAUGUGUUUUGAAAGUGGGAUGUUUACAUUUACAUUUAGUGGCCCUUAUAGGUGCUUGAGGAUAAAGUUGUAUUUCGUGUUAGUGUUGUUGUCAAGACCCGAGACCCAGACCAGAGCGAGACUUGGAGAGCCAGUGACCGAGUUGACCCCAAGACCCAAGUGAAUACACAACAAAGUACUAGUUUGUUCCAAUGGAAACAUUUCCGUUCUUGAUUUAUUUUGAAAAAAAUCAAGUUCUUUUGCUGGAAGAAAUAUGCUUCUCAGUAUGGCGAAUAGAGUUACACUUCUGUAUUCAGUUUGGUCUCAGUUUCGCCCCCGUCAGUCCCAGUCUUGGCCCUCAAAGUGUUGGUCUUGGACCCGCUCUAGUCCGGGAUUGACGGUCUCGACUGCAACACGACAAUAUACAAGUACGCUUGAAAGGAACAUCAUUUUUGCUUCUUGUUUUAGACAUAUGGUGGUUUUUUAUUUUGGGGUUGAUGGCUCUUAUUUAUUUCAAGAGGCUGUAGCUUGAAAACUAUUAUAGAUGAAUUCAUACUGUGUUCAGUCUGACCUUAAGUUUUGGAUGGAAGUCAAUUGACUCAUUUGUAUACGAUGACAUCACCUGGUGGUGCCAUAGUCACAUAAACUCAAUCGUCUCCUCAUGGAGGGCCGGUAUUUCUGCCAAUACUUUGAUAGAAACACGCCCACAAAUGUUGCUCAGAUUGAAGCUACAGGUGUGCGCAACCUGGUUGUAUAAAGCAGAAGCUACGUCAGGCUUCAAAUUUGCAGCUUGGCUUGUUUAAAUGCUGUGAUGUCACUUGUUUCUUGGCACAUUGCUGGACAAAUGUCCAUGCUUUUAGAAAAAGAUGGACAGCAGCUCUUGCAAAUUCCAGCGUCCAUGUGGACCAGACUAAGACAAGAGGUGCAGGGUUUAAUGAUAUGUGGGUGACAGUGAGUGAUGGUGAUCUGCUAUUCUGAGUGAUGGCGAGCUCUUUGACUGCAGAGGGGAAAUGGGAAAUCGUGGCAAAUUGGCCCUAGUGGAGUGUGAUGGUUGAAGUGGAGGGAAUAUACUGGUUGGGGAUUAAAGAUGGGAAUGAUUGUUGUAUCUGUCAGUGCGUUUAAUUCAUUCCCCUCCGCGCCGCAGUACUGGGAUGUGAAGGUUUUGUCGGGGUUUUUAUGGUAAUGUGACUCUGGCAGCUGGUGGGUUGAAAGGCCCGUCGUGAUGAAAAAACGGACAGAGGAGUAAUUCUGAAAAUAGUAAACAGCCAGACUAUGUUUGCAUUAUUAUCGAGCGCUUAGCUACGUCUCUGUACACCAUUUCAGCGGACCCCAGGGGUUCUGGCAUCGAUCCUGGACUCUUGGAAUGUACUCCGGUGUCACCUAUUUAAACAUCGCGAGCCGCUAGCCAACAGAGAAACGCCUUUAUUUAUCAAGCUUCUCAUUUUGGCCGCAUGGACGACAAGCCGAUUAGCACUUGAAGAGACUCCUGAAUCUUUCAUGGGACGAGAUGGGGGAGAUCUGUUCAGAUGGGGAGACAGUUAUGAAGGCUAAACAGUGAGAUGAGGUGUCACCCAGAGGUGAGCAACAGGGAGGAACGGGCUGAAUGAGAAGUUGACAGAAGAAUGGCUGAGAAGGAGCAGGAGUGAAAGGAUAAGAGCCGGGGAAAGAAUGCAAGUGGGGAGCGUUGCCAAAGAUGGGGGGGAACAGAUGAGAGCACAAGUGGUUGGAACAAUGAGUGAAUGUGGAGUGAGUGGGUGAGAGUAUUGUGAGUGGGGAGAAGGAAUGAGCAAAUGAGCAAAUUGUUAAACUAACAAGUGGGUGGCAGUUGUGUUUGUGUGGGUGCAGAAACAGAUGUCAGAGCAGGGUCAAAUGAAUGAGUGAUGGGAGGAAAUUGAGCCGCUCAUUUGGGGAUGUGUGCAUCAGGCCUCCACUUUAGGCUGGUGAAAUUCUCAAAAUAGAUUUUUCACAUUCCGUGACAGCAGCUUGUGAUCCACUCACAGGUGACUCAUUGUCCCAAAUUGUUUGACUUCUCCCUGCCACACAUUACAGUUUGAUUCGGGUUAAAUGAAUCGUCCAACUGGAACUCUCCUCUGGCAGCGUGUUCUGACUUUUGUUUUGGCUUCUUGGAUGCGUAUGAAUGAUUUAUACGAGUAGGUGACACAGUCGGCUUUUCAGUUUUCUGAAAAUAUAUCCCGAAAUAUCUCUCCUUCCACAGCCUUUGUCUGAGACUCAUAUUCUUCCCUCCUCUGUUCAUCAUGCUUUUUCGGAUCAUUCCGUGCAGUUCUGCCUUCCAUGACCAUAUAAUGUGUUUAUUUUUAUUUGGGCCAAAACUGCACCACAUCACCUUGACAUUUCUUCAUCCAGUGUUUGAAUCGCAAAUAUUAAUAAAGUCCCACUAUUGUCGCUUAUUUAUAGGUUUAAAGUUGUUUUUACAUGAUGAAUAUUUUAGUAUUGUGGCAGGAUGCAUCAAAUGUGAUGCAUAUAUCUCAUUUUAAAAUCAAGAUCUGAUGUUUAUUUUUAUUAUUUUGGUCCUAAGGACCAAUAAAAAGCUAAGAAUUUCAUGGUCCACUUUUGAACGCAUUAAUGAAAUCCCAUGAAAUUCUUUUGAAUUUCUUUAACCAUAAUUCUAUAUAUUGCAUCCAUCAGAUCACCCAAGUAUUUUUUCAUUUAAAAAAUAUAGUUAUACAGUUUAUAUAGUUUAUGGACUCUAAAAUGAGUCACGUGUUUUCGUGCUUGCUUGAUCUAACUGCUGUGGUGAGGGUCCCGACAGGGCCUCAGAUAUUCACCAGGCCCCUCCCUAAUCUUGUCCCUAAGGCUCUAAGAAUUACAAAACAAAGUUGUAUGAAAACUGAACCCAUGGAGCGAAACUUAAGGUCUCUACUCGAUGGGUGACGUCACCUUAAGGGAACCUGUUUUGGCUGGCGGUAUCCACAUUCCCAGAGCAGGCUUGGCAAGAUUGAAAUUUAAUUGAAAGCUGCAGAUCUCUGCCCCGUGGCAACAGUUUUAUUACAAUCCCCCGCUUUUCCAUCCGCCACUCCAUCCUGUCCACACUCUCUUCUUCACUCAUCCACAAAGCCCUUUUGUCUCCCCCAACAAAGCGGAGGCAUAAAAACAUGUUGGCACGCAGCAAGUGAGAAAGAUUUCAAUUAAAAAUAGAUGAUUUUAUUUUCUCUUCCAGUCGGAGCAACGGUGAGCCAUGCCAGAACGGAGUUGGAGUUGUUAGAGAGCAGGGACAUGAUUCAUUCUCUUUCCUCUGGGAUGGAAGUGGCUGAAUGACAAGAAGCACAAAUAUGUGUGUUUAAAGAGACAGUGGAGAUUUAGUUGAUGUUGAAUGUUUCGGACAAAUCUUUCGUCUGAGCUUGAGCCGCCGCGGCUAACGGAAUUACGGUUGUAUGAUGUCGAGGGAAUUGUCGGGGUGUUUGUGCGUGUUUUCUGCUGCUGCCUUGUGCAUCCGCUGCCCUCUCUGUCACCUCUGUCGUCGGCGUGAAGGUCUGACCCUGACGUGGUCUCCCUCGGAGACUGACUUGAUCAAACUUCAUUAUUUAUGCUGUAUCAUGUUUCACCAUCAAUCCAGCCGCGGAACAAUUGAGACAGAUUUCCCUGGCUGUCGCAGUACCAGUGAGACACAGCAGAGGUUGGAAAUGGGAUUAGCCUUAAAUGGAAUUUAAUUUCCACCAUUGUUGCCUCUGAAGCCUGUCUCCCGCCCAGACACCGUGACGCGCCUCCAUAGUGCUUUCACCAGCCGUGCACAUGUGCAAAUGUAUCCAGCUUAGAAAAACCUAAUGCAAUUGUGUUUCUGCUCCUUCCAUCUGCAUUUAUUAAUGAAAAAUGCAUAUGUGGAGACUGAUGCAGAACCUCUUGAGAAGCAAGAUGGAAUCCUGAUGCCAGUGUGGAGGAAAUGCGACACGCGUCUGCACUCUAUUUUUAGAUCCAUAUGUGAUUUUUGACAUGAAUCUGCACUGCAAUGUCAAAUACAUAUGAAUCAGAAAGUGUCCGAUUUAGGGCAGGAAUACAUUAAAUUAUUUAUUUUUGUAUUCUGGGGAGGAGAUUAUUCUGUUGAGAAAAUAUCAAACGUGUUGGCUUGAUGUACCAAGGGGAGUAAUGACUUGAACACUGUGUUACUUCAAUAUAAAAGAAAUCACACCAGUGUUCCAAAUGAUGUGGACUCACUGUAGUUACUCAAAUCUCCAUUAUGAAAAUUGGUUACAUGCAGCGGUCAGCCUGUAACUGAGAGGGUUCAGCUCCAGAUGUGCUCACGAUACUUGACUCCAGAUUGUACCUGAUGGUUGUGCGGUUUUCUACUUGUCCUGUGCGACUAGGAGUCUCAACAGAAUAUUCAGUUGGUCGCUCUAAUGUUACGGCAUUAAUUUCAGCGUCAAUAGACUGUUUUGACACGUGCGGUUGGAGGUGAUCUAGUUUUCACUGAUCUACUACACUCACACAUAUAUAUAAAACUCUUACAGGCCGCAUAAAAUGACUCAGUGGGCCAGAUCCGGCCCCCAGACCUUGUGUUUGACACCUGUGGUCCAAUGAUUUUUUUGAGAAGCCUGGCAAAAGGAGUCAAUGGUUAUACAUUGUAAUCCAAAUAUAUUAUUUUCUGCCUCAAAAUUUUGUGUUUGUUGUAGUGUGUAUGUAUCUAAGUGGAUGUAAGUUACUAGUUCCAUAAAGCACUGCAUCUGUAUUCAAAAUCACUACUUGUAAAUAGCUUUGGUUAUAUAUAGAGUGUGAGUUUCCGUUCUGUCUUCUAUGAUGUUGACUCACGUGCGAAUAGGUCAUGUGACACCGUUUUUUUUUUUUUCCGUUUCCACGCCGGCGUCAUUGGCUGCCGCCUCUGAUGAAUUCUGUUUGCUGUUUUUCCCUGACUUCCUCGCUCUCGCCUUUCCAUGAGCUUAACACGGAACAUGAUCAAUACUUGAAUUAAUGUGUAAGUAAAGAGGCAAAACAUGUCACCCAGGCCUUGGCUCAGCCUGCCACCCCCCCACCAGCUGGGAGAUGGAUCCGGGCGAGGAAGAGCAACAGAGAGUGGCGAAGAAAUGUGUUUGUUGAUAAUGUGAAGCAUAAUGGAAUGAAUCAGAAUGUAUUAGCAUAGUAGCAACUUUCUUUGAGGGCUGAAUUUAAAAGAGCUUAUAUUAGGACACUGUAUACAUUAUGACCCAGGCAACAAUAAUACAUUAAAUAUUCCCUGGAAUUUACUUAUCAUCAGUGCUGCUAUCCUUUCGGUGGUAAGCCCCGCCUCUUCUGGGACUCAACAGCCCUGGGUGACGCUACCGAACCAAUGGGAGUGAGAGAUGGCUUCUGUCACUGUUUGUUAUUGCUGUAAACGCAUCAGCAAGUAAACAACAAUAAUGUCGGGCUUAAUGUUCUGGUAGGAAAAGGUUUUCAAGGAAAUCCAGAGCUCGGAUUGUACUGUUGAGUCCCCUGAUUUAUUCAUAGUUAGCAUCGCCAUGUCCGAAAUGUCUCUGUAGAGAGAUUUUCCUUUUUAAAUUUGAGACGUACCAACAAUUCAAAUACUCACAGGAAACACUUUUAAAAUGGUGGAGGGAGGAGAGGAGACUGAAUGAAGCACUGUUUCUUCACCUUGUGUUUUCUAAUCCUUUAUUAAACAAUCCUGUUUCUAUCUACUGACACACAAACACGCAGACACAUGGGCCACAUGCAUUUGUAUUUGCCCGGUGCUGGGUGGUGCUUGGCAGCGGAAAUGAAGGCUAACAGCCAUGGCAUCUGUCUCAGCAGCAGGAGAGUCCCGCCUCCACACCCACACAUGACCUGCCCUGCUUUCAUUCACUGAACGCCUGCUGCCAGCCUCAGCGCAGGCCACUGCCUCCGCCGCCGCCUCUCUUCCCCCUUCGUCCCGGCUUCUUCUUCACUGCCAACCGCUCCGUGCCCAAGUUUCGCCCCUUCUAAACAACAACCAGCAGUCGGGUGAUAUGGCUGCUUGAAAUAUUCAUAACCGGCGCUCUCGCUCCCCUCCAUUUUGAGAAGCAGUCUCCCGGCUGCUCACGCUCGUACUGCCUUUUGUCAACUGCUGUGUGGUGGCUACAUGCUUUAGCACAAUAAACUGACCCCCCCCUAGGGAGGGUGAAGCCCCCAAUCACCUGUGCCGAUUGAUCACCUCUACGGUUUCCCCACCUCCUGGUCGGCUUCCACCAUGGCUCUAGCGCUCUGGAUUGUCUUCGCCUGCGCUGUGGCUUUCAGUAACAUUACACCGUCCUCACAAGCUCUGAGCCGCUCAAUGAUGCCCUUUGGCUUGAUGCGUCGGGAGCUGGCUUGCGAGGGCUACCCCAUCGAGCUACGCUGCCCAGGAAGUGAUGUUAUCAUGAUUGAGACGGCCAACUACGGGCGCACCGAUGACAAGAUAUGCGACGCCGACCCUUUUCAGAUGGAGAAUGUGCAGUGCUACCUGCCCGACGCCUUCAAGAUAAUGUCACAGAGGUGUAACAACCGCACCCAGUGUGUGGUGGUGGCGGGGUCAGACGUGUUUCCGGACCCCUGCCCGGGGACGUACAAGUACCUGGAGAUCCAGUACGAGUGUGUACCCUACAUCUUUGUGUGUCCGGGGAAGCUUCUGCUGGUGCUGCCAGCCAGCUCCUUGCAGGAGGUGGAGCACCAGGCCGGAGCGUGGUGUAAGGACCCGCUGCAGUCCGGGGACCGUCUCUAUGUCAUGCCUUGGACCCCCUAUCGCACAGACAUGCUGUUUGAGUACAACUCCUGGGAAGACUUCAAACAGAGCCGAGCAACCACCACCUACAAGUUACCCAACCGAGUCGACGGCACAGGGUUCGUGGUGUACGACGGCGCGGUGUUCUACAACAAAGAACGCACAAGGAACAUAGUCAAGUAUGACCUCCGCACACGCAUCAAAAGCGGAGAAGCCAUCGUCGCCAACGCCAACUACCACGACACCUCGCCGUACCGAUGGGGAGGCAAGUCGGACAUCGAUCUGGCGGUGGACGAGAACGGCCUGUGGGUGAUCUACGCCACUGAGGCCAACAAUGGCAAACUGGUGGUGAGCCAGGUAAAUCCAUACACACUUCGCUUUGAAGGGACAUGGGAAACCGGCUUCCACAAAAGGUUGGCUUCCAAUGCCUUCAUGGCAUGUGGCAUACUCUACGCCCUGCGCUCAGUCUACCAGGACGACGACAGCGAGGCAGGCGGCGAUGUCAUCAUGUACGCCUACAACACUAACCACGGCCGCGAGGAGACGGUCAGCAUUCCCUUCCCCAAUCCGUAUCAGUACAUUUCCUCGGUGGAUUACAACCCCAGGGACAACCAACUUUACGUCUGGAACAACUACAAUGUGCUGCGAUACCCGCUGGAGUUUGGAGUCCCAGACCCGACCACGGGGCCUUUGACCACCACACAAAUGACCACCACUUUUCCAGCCAGGCCGUUUACCUCCAGUGCCAGCCCCUCAACCGCCCGCCCUCUGGCACCCACCUCGCGACCAAUUGGCUCCAUCAACAAGCAUCCAGAUCUUCGGCCAAUUACAGCCACGGUGCCGGUGACUCGCUGGCCGUCACUUCCUCCUGUUGGAACAGGACCCCAGUUUUGUGAGACCAAGCUGGUCCGCGGAAUCCAGUGGCCCACGACUCAGAGCGGGGAGACGGUGGACCGACCAUGCCCCAAAGGAUCUCUAGGCAUCGCUUCAUUCCUCUGCCUGGCGGAUCAGGUCAUGUGGAAUCCUCGAGGUCCUGACCUGAGUAACUGCACGUCCCCGUGGGUCAACCAGGUGGCGCAAAAGAUCAAGAGUGGUGAGAAUGCUGCUAACAUAGCGGGCGAGCUAGUGAGCCACACCCGCGGUCGGAUCCAGGCAGGAGACAUCAGCUCAUCUGUAAGACUGAUCGAGCAACUGCUGGAUAUUCUGGACGCGCAGCUCCAGGCCCUGAGGCCGGGGAACAAGGAGUCCCCUGCACGCAACUUCAACAAGUUCCAAAAGCGAGAGCGGACUUGCCGAGCCUACAUCCAGGCGGUGGUGCAGACGGUGGAUAACCUGCUGCGACCCGAAGCUCUGGAGGCGUGGCAGGACAUGAACAGCACCGAACAGGCUCACACCGCCACCAUGUUGCUGGACAUCUUGGAGAAGGGAGCCUUUCUACUGGCCAAUAACAUGAUCGGAAACCGCUUUUCGGAUCAAGCUCCAAGCAUCGAUUUGGAGGUGCACGUCCUGAACACAGAGAUGGACCUGCAGAACCUGUCCUUCCCUCAGAGCUACACCGCCGACAGCACCAUCCAGCUCUCAGCCUCCACCAUCAAGCAGUACAGUCGAAACGGACAAGUCAAGGUGGUCUUCAUCCUCUACAAGAACCUGGGAUCCUUUCUGUCCACGGACAACGCCACGGUCAAGAUGGAGGUGGACGGAGGGUCGAGUCACGGUCGAAGACGCUUGGCGGUUAAUUCCCACGUCAUCGCCGCAUCCAUCAACAAAGAGUCCAGCAGGGUGUUUCUGACGGAGCCGGUGGUCUUUACUCUCAAACAUCUACAGUUGGAGAAUUUUCACAAUCCAAACUGCUCCUUCUGGAACUACUCGGAGCGCUCCAUGACAGGCCAGUGGUCAUCGCAGGGCUGCCGGCUGGUUGGCGCCAACAGCACACACACCACCUGCUCCUGCAGUCACCUCACCAACUUCGCAGUGCUGAUGACUCACCACGAGCCCGACUACCAGGGCCGGAUGCACGAGCUGAUCCUGUUUGUCAUCACCUGGGUGGGGAUCGUCAUCUCGCUGGUGUGUCUGGCCAUCUGCAUCUCCACCUUCUGUUUCCUGAGAGGUCUGCAGACAGACCGCAACACCAUCCACAAGAACCUGUGCAUCAACCUCUUCAUCGCCGAGCUCCUCUUCCUCAUCGGCAUCGACAAGACCGACUACCAUAUCGCCUGCCCCAUCUUUGCUGGUCUUCUGCAUUUCUUCUUCCUGGCUGCCUUCUCCUGGAUGUGUCUUGAGGGGGUUCAGCUCUAUCUCAUGCUGGUGGAGGUGUUUGAGAGCGAGUACUCCCGUAAAAAGUAUUACUAUCUGUGCGGCUACUGCUUCCCCGCCCUGGUGGUGGGCAUCUCUGCGGCCAUCGACUACCGGAGCUACGGGACCAAGAAAGCAUGCUGGCUGAGAGUGGAUAACUACUUCAUCUGGAGCUUCAUCGGACCUGUGUCCUUUGUCAUCAUGCUCAACCUCAUAUUUCUCAUGAUCACAUUACACAAGAUGAUUCGCAACUCUUCAGCGCUGAAACCCGACUCCAGCCGCCUGGACAACAUCAAGUCGUGGGCUCUCGGUGCCAUCGCUCUUCUCUUCCUGCUGGGCCUCACGUGGGCUUUUGGCCUCUUGUUUAUCAACGAGAACACGGUCAUCAUGGCCUACUUGUUCACCACCUUCAACGCCUUCCAGGGCAUGUUCAUCUUCAUCUUCCACUGCGCCCUCCAGAAGAAGGUCCAUAAGGAGUACAGCAAGUGCCUGCGCCACUCCUACUGCUGCAGCCGCACCUCCACCACCAGCUCCCACGGCUCCUUGAAGAACUCGGGCCUGCGUGCCAACAACCGCUACUACAGCGGCAGCCAAGCUCGCCACGCAGCGGCCCACAGACAGAGUCGGAUUCGCAGGAUGUGGAACGACACGGUUCGGAAGCAGACAGAAUCUUCCUUCAUGGCAGGGGAUAUCAACAGUACCCCGACACUCAACCGAGCGACCAUGGGGAACCACCUCCUGACCAACCCGGUGUUGCAGACGCGCACUGGAACAUCGCCUUACAACACGCUGCUGGCAGAGAGCUUCACCCCGCCUUCACCUGGAGUCUUCAACUCUACCGGAACCUUUCGUGACCCAAAGAACACGCUAUCAAAAGCCCGCGACCCCUGUGGGAUGGAAACCUUGCCACUGAACGGUAACUUCAACAACAGCUACUCUCUGCGCGGCGGUCCAGGAGGCGGAGGUGGCGGAAGCUGCGAUUUCCUCAGCGGGGGCGGAGAUAGUCCUCCAUCGCUCCUUAAUCCUCGCUGCUCAGAGACCCUGGGAGGGGGAGGCAUCCGGAGAAACCUAUCUGACGCCGCCGCCUUUGAGAAGAUGAUCAUCUCCGAACUUGUACAUAACAACCUGAGAGGCGGUAACGGAGGAGGGGACGCCGGAGAGCGGGUGUGCGGCAGCUUAGCCAGGGGACACCCCGGCGGCGGAGUCGGACGCGGGACGGGGGUCAGACCGGAGGCGUGCGCGAGCAUGGAGGAGGAGGAGGACUUUCUCAGAGAGGCGCGGCAGCGAGCCCCGCAGGAUGUGGAGCUGCUCUACAAAGCCCUGGAGGAGCCGCUUCUGUUGCAAAGCGCCCAGUCGGUCAUCUACCAGAGCGAUCCGGAGGAGUCGGAGAGCUACACGGCUGACCUCACCGAGAGCCUGGGCCACUCCGGUCACAGCGGACAGAGCGUCGGCGGCCGAGCUCCAGACUCCCCGGCGCACGACUCCCUGUACACCAGCAUCACCAACCCGCGAGACUCGCCGUACCCCGACAGCAGCCCCGAGCCACUGGAGGUGGUCCCGCGAUCGGCGCAGCCACCCGAGGAGCUCUAUUACAGCUCCGGGCGCCCCGCUCUGGGCUCCAGAGGGGCUCCCAUGCAGACCUUCUACCAGGCCCCUAACCGGAGGCCGAGCGGCGAGGGACAACAGGCCCAAGAGCCGGCCCACCCCGACGGAGACGGACAGAUGCAGCUGGUCACCAGCCUGUGACCGGAGCCUUCGGAAGAAAGUCGGGGACUCGAUCUCCGAGUGGGCCCUCCCCAACGUCACAUCCGUCCUGCUCGUUCGGUUGCCUUUCUUUCUCUUGACUUUGUUUUGUCGAACAUUUGAACUACAGUGACCUUUGGGGAAAUCCAGCGCAACUUUGCGGGAGUUUUUCGAUGUCCGCCGACGAACGAUAGAUGUUUUCUUACCGAGCAUUCUUCUCAAACUCCGGUCCCUCCACCGUCCUUCGGCCAAGUCCAGCACUCUGAAUGUACCGUCCAUCCCCUCUUCCUUCCGACGUAUCACGGCUUCGAUCUUAAAAUUGUCAUCAGAUCUUAAAAGGGAAAUAUCAAUCGAAACGUUUUCUCUCCUUCAGUCCAUCUCCUCAGCAAAGAGACAGCGAACGCUACAGUACGUAACCCAAAAACGUCUCACAGGAAGAUAGUCAUUGUUGCCAAAAAUAUCUCUUAUUGAGCCAGAACUAGAACAUUCACAGUCAAACUAGAACACACACACACACACACACACACUUAUCCAGAAGCGCUCAUUACCGAACAUCCCGAGCGAAAGCAACACUCCAAGUAAAAAAGGAGCUUUUGUGCCGAGCAGACGGCGGAAGUUCAGUAUAGUUGCCUUCAUUUCCUCUUGCUGUGAAUCAAUGACUAAAGAACUUGAGCAAGGAGCACGUGAAGCGGGGGCUGUCACGCCCCUCCACAGCAGGAGACCCUUCACUUUACAAAGCGGCCAGUCCUCUCCACUCUUCUGUUGUUUUAGCUUCUGGCAUCGGAAGAACCAACCGAGCGCCUCGCCGUUAUUUUGGAGAGUAUUAUACGGGAUCUGCAUAGUCCGACCGGUGCCGCUCCACCUCCCUGUAUUCGCUGUUAGAGCUUAGCCAGUCGAAGUGGACUUGUUCCUGUGUGUGGUUGUGACAAACAAGACUGUAAGAAAAAGCCACCGGCCAAACAUUUGCUAUAACCAUGUACAUACGAUCCACACAUGAAUCUACUUUAUUCCUACUGUGUAAAUAGAGACACCAGAUGAUCAAAAGCAACAAAAAGUAUACAAAUACUAUGAUAAAUGACUUCUUGUACUGGAACAAAGAGAAAAAAAUAAAAAUGUUUUGGAGUUUGUGACUUGAAUGAAAGGUUAUGUCUGUCUACGCCUAUUUUUUUUUUUUUUUUUUUUUUUUUUUUUGCGCUCUAAUCCCAUCAACGCUUACGUGAUGCAUUUAAACAUCAACAUUUUUUGUAGCCAAACUAAGGGUACUCUUUAAUUAUGUCACUCAAUAUGGUAUUUUCGAAGUCGGAAAGUCACAGAAUGUGGGAAGAAUGAAUGCAGUCUAAUCUAAUUCGCUCCACUCUGAGUAUGCUAAAAGCUAUUCUGAAGCAUGCGUUGUCCGAAUCUAAGCAACUUGUCGAUAAACCCCAGGAUGAAGAGGACAUACUGAUUGUUUCCAGCUGUGUAUUUGAUUUAUUCUUAAACUUCUAUGCCCGUUUACAUUCAGGGAAGCCAUCUUGAAUUGCGAACCUUGGGUGGUAAGAAUUCUCCCGACUGGAAAACCAUUAUUCCCAGCUCUGACUGCCACUUCCGAGGUAACUGCAACAAAGCAGAAAGUGAUCCAGUAAAGAACAUGAUUCGUCUGCCUGUUACCGUCGCGACUUUGUUAGCAUCUGCUUUGCUGCUGGACCUCAGGAAUUUGGUCUUUGAUUCUGCUAUAUCUGCGGCCUGCAGGUUAUAGAUUUGGGCUCCUACCACUAGAACAUGUUAUUUGUUGAGUGAUUUAUUGGUUGAAGGAAAUUACAUUUAUGCUGCAGGUCUUUUGAGCGGGUGUUAGCUGUGUUGCUAACUAGCAUAAGCUAACAUACAAACAAAAGUGGUGGAAAAAGCGGGGCCAGAGUGAAACAGACAAAAAGAACAAAUAUUUAUUGAAGUGUAGAACUGAAAAUAUUGUAAAAGCAUAAUUUAGCUGUGGCAGAAGUGUACAUUUUUGCACGUAAAUGAUACGUAUAUUCCGUCAGCAUUGACACUGCAGUAUGAACUUGAUUGACAUGCGUGGCCUAUUGGGAAAAACAGGAUGAGCAUUUUUGUUAUUAUUUCCGAAACUGAUUCCCUUUCGUUGUUUUCUGCCAAGCUUGUAUGACAUGGUUUGUUUCUCAUAUUUACAUAGUAGAAGAUCUAUUCUUCUUUUAUUGAACAUUACAGUUCAACGCUGUUGAAUUGUACUGUAUGUGAUUUAUGAAUGCACAUGGGAACUAAUAGAGAGCAGCAGAGGCUCAGGAGGGAAUGGAAAAAUAGAAAAAAUAAAUGUCUUAAUAGACGGUGAGAGCAGCACAUCUAGCUUGAAAGUUGCAGUCAAACAUCUGUCGCUUACUCCAGAACUCUGGCUCAAUUACAUCACCUUUUUAAUAAUCUAAUACCACUCUGUUUUCUGACUGAGCUCAUAAAGAUGUUUUUUUUUUUUAAACAGUGUGUCUUGAAUACAAACAAUGACCUUUACAUCAAUUGUAAAAUACCCUAUUGUAAAAUAGUAAUAAAAAUGAUAAUAAAAAAAAUAUAUUUUUUUUUUAAUUCUGAAAUAUGAAAUUAACCUAGUAUGAUGAAAUAUCCUUGAUGAGAAAUACUUUAUUUAAUGUCCCACACAUUUUAAACAUUGUAAUUGUGACUUUAAUUUUGUUUCUGUUGACAUUUAUUUUCAGUAAUUUCUGUCUCCCAGAUGCCUGUCCUAUAGUCAGCCUCGAGGAAGCCUCCUAAAAGGGCUGUUUCUACCAGUAGUUGCCUGAAUUGAUCAGAAUCUUGACACUCUGUGUGACCCUAGAGCGACACCGCGGUCGGUGGGACGGCCAUCCGCCGAGAGAUGUCGGCCGGAGAAGUUGGGAUCUGCCAUUUGAGCUUCAUUUAUUCUGGUACCAAUAACAGCGUAUUCUUCUGCAACAGUGACUGGCUUGCGCCUGACUUCCAGCUGAACCCCAGAGUUGUUCUGGUUGUUUGUUUACAAAUAAAGGCGGAUAUGCACAUGUAUUCCGCUCUGCUGCCACGCCGAGCAACAUGGCUCAGCGGAGGGGCGCCGCGCUGACAACAAAUGAAUGUUUGGAGUUUAUUCUUUCUUUUUUUUGUAACCAGCAGAGAGCUGGAGAUUGCCAUAACCAUGUGUUUCCCUGCCUCUCAUUAUCUUUAACUCCAUCCCUCCUUCUUUGCGUUCGACACGUCGGUCUGCGGAGCUGGGGGAGAACAGUGUUUUCAGUGUUUCCCGCGAGAGGGGGGCGAGUGCGUCACCUUGGGCCUCCUUCGCUCCUCCUUCCCAUUCUCUCCCGUCUUCUCCGCUCCCAGUUCCAUCCACAUUUUAAUAUCAGUCUCGACGGACUCCAUUAGUGCAGCACUUCUUUGCGAGUGUUAAUUUGUUUUGUCAAAAGCUUUGUUUAUCCCAGAUUAAUAUCUCAAUAAACAGAGGAGAGCUCCACAGUGCUGAAUGAUGGUGAUUAUACAGUAGAAGGUCCGCAGCCCACGCGGGGAGGAGUGACGCCGCGGGGUUUUCUACACCCGCCAAACUACUAUUACAGUAAUCACCCACUGGCUUCUCAUUGACUGCCUGUUUUCUCCGGCGGGUCUUCCCUGGUUCCGGGUCAUCUUACUGAACCAGAGCCAUUUCCAAUGUUUUGGGGGUUUUUUUGUUUGUUUUUUUAAACAUAAUGUCCCACCUCCAACAUAAA
Molecule: messenger RNA, 19557 nt
Organism: Synchiropus splendidus (mandarinfish)
Lineage: Eukaryota; Metazoa; Chordata; Actinopteri; Syngnathiformes; Callionymidae
Gene: adgrl1a
Product: adhesion G protein-coupled receptor L1a
Exons: 25
Coding region: 11309-15856 (1515 amino acids)
Biological process (GO): adenylate cyclase-activating G protein-coupled receptor signaling pathway; cell surface receptor signaling pathway; heterophilic cell-cell adhesion
Cellular component (GO): presynaptic membrane; postsynaptic density; axon
Molecular function (GO): G protein-coupled receptor activity; latrotoxin receptor activity; carbohydrate binding
Source: RefSeq, a predicted model, not a curated record